This is a messenger RNA of Drosophila willistoni, 994 nucleotides long. RefSeq names its product aquaporin AQPcic. Bases 69 to 818 code for a protein of 249 amino acids. Gene Ontology annotation, cellular component: plasma membrane. Gene Ontology annotation, molecular function: water channel activity. The record is from RefSeq and is a predicted model, not a curated record. Gene Ontology annotation, biological process: transmembrane transport. The transcript has 3 exons. Lineage: Eukaryota; Metazoa; Arthropoda; Insecta; Diptera; Drosophilidae.
ACUCUGGCCGCGGGCUCUCUUAAUAGCAAAUAAGCGAUCCAUAGAGCAGUUGCUUGAAAGUAUUCAAAAUGAAGCCAUCGACACUGGAUAAAAUUUGCUGCUUCCUAGGCGAGCUUCUGGGCACAGCGAUUCUCGUCUUCCUCGGCUGCAUGGGCUGCGUCAAGACUGAGUCCUUCCCCAACAGCCAUCUGCAGAUUAUCCUGAACUUUGGUUUCGCCGUAUUGAUUGCCAUUCAAUGUUUUGGCUGUGUCUCCGGUGCUCAUCUGAACCCAGCCGUAACGGUGGCAGCCUAUGUCUAUGAGAUGGUUUCAUUGCCCCUAGCUUUCCUUUAUGUUGUGGCCCAAUUGUUGGGUGCCUUCAUUGGCUACGGUUUGUUGAAGGUUCUCCUCCCCGAAACGACCCUCAGUGCGGGGGUUGGUCUCUGUGUGACAGUGCCACACGCUGAGGUCACCAGUGCCCAAGCCUUUGGCAUUGAAUUUGUUAUUACAGCCAUCCUGGUUCUUGUCUGCUGCGGCGUUUGGGAUCCCCGUAACUCAAAGUUCCACGAUUCGGUGGCCAUUCGUUUCGGUUUGGCUAUUGCCUGUUUGGCCUGUGCGGCGGGACCCUUCACUGGCGCCAGCAUGAACCCUGCCAGGUCCUUUGCUCCUGCCCUGUGGAACACGCACUUUGAGUACAAUUGGAUCUACUGGCUGGCUCCCCUAAGCUCAGCCGCUGUCACUGCCAUUGCCUACAAGGCAGUGUUCCGGCGGGAGGUGGUGGAGGCGGAGAUCACCAGCAACGAGAAACUCCGCGAACUCAAUGAUGUGCAGCUCUCGUAGAGGAGCUUGCUGGUGAUGUGCCAAAGACAUUGUGAAAGAAAGCAAACUCCUUAACAAAAAGCCUUUAACAAAUCUAGUUUUAAGCAUAAAAACCAUCGAAUUUUAUAUUAAAUGCAAUAUAUUGUACACAAAUAUAAAUCGUUCGAUUAUAAUAAAGAACUUAGAAAGAUCCAUAA